Scedosporium apiospermum is the source of this 1761-nucleotide messenger RNA. Its product is annotated as Short chain dehydrogenase reductase family. Lineage: Eukaryota; Fungi; Ascomycota; Sordariomycetes; Microascales; Microascaceae. The coding region runs from base 1 to 1761 and encodes 586 amino acids. The record is from RefSeq and is a predicted model, not a curated record. The transcript has 4 exons.
AUGCACCCCGAAAGCCCGAUUGGGUCGCUAAGUAGGUCCUCAACCGCCUGUGAGAUCGAGGACGGCAAAGAACCUAAAAAGUUAAUCCUCUGCUUCGAUGGCACCGGCAACAAGUUCAGUGGUUCGAACGCGGAUACAAACGUGGUCAAGAUCCUCAGCAAACUAGACCGCAAUGACCCUAACCAGUACCAUUACUACCAGACUGGUAUCGGCACAUAUGAUAUCAAUGAAACGACUGUGCACAAGAGUUGGUAUGGGGAGAUGUGCAGCUCCAUCUCGCAGACGAUAGACCAAGGUGUCGGCACGACCUUUGAUGCCCACGUCAUGGCUGGAUACCGGUUCUUGAUGCGAUACUACGACUCUGGCGACAAAAUCUACAUGUUUGGCUUCAGCCGAGGUGCCUUCACUGCCAAAUUUCUCGCCCGCAUGAUCCACACCGUCGGCCUCCUCUGCAAGGGCAACGAAGAAAUGGUCCCAUUCGCCUACCGCCUGUACCAGCGCUACCUCGCCGGCGAAAUCGACGACUAUGACUACGCCCACGCCAGGCGUCGCUGGAGGCCCUUCGACAAGGACAGGGGAUACGAGACCGAGGAUGACGAGCAGACUCCGCUCAGGGACGAGGAGGGAAAUAGUCGCGUGCAUCACGGAAAGCAGUACGAAGUGGCGAGGGAUGAGAUCACGGCGUUUAGUGAUACCUUUUGCCGUAAGGAGCAGGUGGUUUGUCGCAACGGGCGAAUAAAGGAGAGGAAUAUUAAGGUUUACUUUCUCGGUGUGUGGGACUGCGUCAACUCCAUCUCCGUCUUCGAGCCGAGGACGCCCAUCCCCGUUCCCAUCAAGGGAACGGCGCGCUACGUGAGGCAUGCCGUGGCUGUCGACGAGAGACGAGUCAAAUUCAAGCCCGCUCUUUUGGCGCAGGAUAUUCGUGCCCUAGCCCACGACGGCGAGAAGGAAGACAUAAAAGAAGUCUGGUUCCCCGGCUGUCAUGGAGAUGUUGGUGGUGGUUGGCCGGCUGUGGCUCCCGAUCCGGAUGAGGUAACAAAGACCCCGACGCUUUGGCAGCAGCUGAAGAAUUUUGGAAAGCGCGUGCAAAGUUUCUGGAGGACCAGCAAGGCAAAGGAACCCACCAAGGCCAAAGACAUCUUGACAGAUCCGUUCCAGAUGAGCGAUAUCCCGCUGUCGUGGAUGAUUCGCGAGGUUGAACUAGUAGGACGGAAGGAUCCGACGGCAGCGGUUAAGUGGCGGCCGAAUGUGGAAGGGUUCAAGAAACGUUUCAAAAAGAGGAAGUAUCAGGCUCUUGAUGGCGUGAUGCACGAUGCGUUAAAGUUUGGCCAAGGAACGGGCUUCUUCACAGUGCUACUAUGGAUAUUUAUGGAAUGGUUCCCCUUCAUAACGCGAUGGGAGCUCGAGGAUAACGAGUGGGUGAAUGUGAGGUUCCCUCUUAACGCUGGGUCCACACGAGACAUCCCGCCCGACGCCGUCCUACACGAGUCACUCCUUUAUCGGUUGCGAAAGGAAGCGAAUUACCUUCCACAAAACAACCACGGCGGACGACUCCCGCCGUGCCUCAAACAUAAUGGCAUCAUUCCAGAAGUAGAGCCCAUUAUCGAGAAUGAGUGGGAAGCGGAUCCAGAUCAUCAGACAUACAGGUUCAAGAGGGACACAAUGGAAGAAGAGUACGAGGUCAACCUGGAGAAACCGGAGCAGCCACAUAAUCAAGGCGUAUGUGAGCAAAAACUAGGGGUAGAAGCUAAGCCGACAUAG